This is a messenger RNA of Cylindrotheca closterium, 342 nucleotides long. The record is from the annotation of a GenBank genome assembly. NCBI's taxonomy places the organism in Eukaryota, Bacillariophyta, Bacillariophyceae, Bacillariales, Bacillariaceae.
AUGGAUCGAUUGGAGACGGAGCGGGCAGCCGAACAAGCUGUGGAGCGAUUUGACGAUGACAGUAAGGACGUGACAAUACCAGAGACAAUACCAGUCGAUAGCGGUGGUGUGACAUCACUAGUAAUUGAUAAAAAUGAGGAUGAAAAAGCUGGUGGUGACAUUAAGAAUGUCCAUAUGCAAGCCACCACCAAGAAGGAGGAUGAUAAAAACAUUUCUGCUGGAGGCCCAGAAACAAGGAUACAGACUAAAGACAUGCUACUUGGCGAGGAUGUAUUGGCCUCGAGAGUAGCAAUUGUAGACGAAGAGCUCGGAGAGAUUCGGUUGCUAAAUAAUGAUCGAUGA